This is a messenger RNA of Paralichthys olivaceus (Japanese flounder), 1000 nucleotides long. Lineage: Eukaryota; Metazoa; Chordata; Actinopteri; Pleuronectiformes; Paralichthyidae. The record is from RefSeq and is a predicted model, not a curated record.
AGGUGGCAGGUUGCGAUGCUGCUCCCACGGGUUUCUGCCCCAGUCUCAGUUGGCAGCGGCUGCAGGUCGGUCUAUUCUCGGACGUCAGACAGAGCAUCACAAGGAACAGAAACCACUGGAGCAGCCAGACUCUGGAUGACAAUGUGCUGAUGCCAAAGCUAACGGAUGAGGAGGGCUGGAAGAGGUUCUGUUUAGGGGAGGUUGUCUAUCUGGGAACGUCAUCCUGUGACACAGCUGCAGAACCAGAGCCGGCACUGGACUACAGCAAGGUAGGCUUCCCUCCCUUCCUGAGCAUCGUUAGCAGACUCAAUCAGUCCACAGUGUUGAUGGUGUUAGAAACUCUUAUCAGUUGGUUUGAGGAGCGAGCGUUUGCUCCACAGUUGGGUCGCUGGUUGUAUGGUUUAUUGGCCUGCCUGGAGAAGCCUUUACUGCCUGAAGCCCACUCCUGCAUCAGACAACUGGCCAGGAGAUGUGCUCAGCUCCGCAGCACGCUGGAGAGUCAGGACGAUGAGGAACUACCUGCCCUCAACCUGCUCAUCUGUCUUGUUGCCAGGUAUUUUGAGCAGAAUGACCUGGCAGAUCAGCCGCAGUGAACGCACGGUCAAACUCUUUGAUAUCAACAGGACAAUAAGAAGAAUGAGAUGUGAGCUAACUGAUGCAGCAGAUUCUACAGUCGAGCCACAAGGUCCGACAUUGGAACGGAUCAGGAUCCACCCCCCAAAAAACCAAUGGAUGGAAACAAACACAUCCACAUGAAUAGUUGAAUGAAACCGAUGGUUCCCAGUAACGAACACAAAUAUGAUUUGUUGUUGAAUUGUGCUAUUGACUGUUUACUUGAACUGACUUCUGCUGGUACAACUUAAGCAGCAAGAACACGUUUGUUUUAAUCAGGAAAAGUCACUUUCUUUCUUAGUGAAUUCAUCCCUGAUGUUUUUAAGGUUUUGGUUUAAAGGUUCCAAUUAAAUGUAAGAUUUUUCUAUUAAACUGAUGACUUGUGUAA